GCGGAAGUUGCUCUGUAAAGCCGAGGCCUCUGAUUUCCAAUGGCGAGAGAGAACUGUCCGAACAGAAAAGCCGAAUUAAAUCAAUAUUAAAUUAAUAUCUGUGCGGACAAACCGGACUCGGAGUUAGUUUGUGAAAUAUAACAUUAGCGGAGCUGCGAUGGACAGACGCGGGGCUGUUUCUCCCCUCGAAUCCGAGCUUUAUUUCCUAAUUUCUCGCUUUUUGACCACCGGUCCCUGUCGGAGAGCGGCGGAGGCUCUUGUUAGUGAACUGGAGGAACAUCAGCUUCUUCCACGCAGACUGGAUUGGGAAGGAAAUGAACAUCCAAGAUCAUAUGAAGACUUAGUUGCCGCCAACAAGCAUAUCGCCCCAGAUCACCUGCUGCAGGUGUGCAGGCAGAUCGGCCCGGUUCUGGACAGGGAGGUGCCGUCCGGUGUUUCAGGGGUGCGCUCUCUUUUGGGGACAGGUAGACACUCAUUACUGCGUACAGCUAAAGAUUGCGGCGGGAGUCGAUGGAAAAGCUCGUCCUUCGCCGCGCUCCACAGAGGGAGACCGCCGGAGAGGCCUCUAAGCUGCAGGGACGCCCCGAAUUUGGUGGAGGUGUGUCGAGGCCGCGAGCUGACGGGAACACAGCGCUUCAGCUUCGUCCAUCCUGUUAGCAACUAUCAGCACUUGAAGAUGCACAGGAGAAUUCUGGGACAUCUCUCCGCCGUUUACUGCAUCGCCUUCGACCGAACGGGAUCCAGAAUUUUUACGGGUUCAGAUGAUGCCUUGGUGAAGAUCUGGUCCUCUUUUGACGGGAGGCUGCACUCCACCCUGCGAGGACACCAUGCUGAGAUAUCAGACCUCGCUGUAAACCAGGAGAACACGCUGAUCGCAGCCGGGAGCUGCGACAAAACCAUCCGCGUCUGGUGCCUUCGUACCUGUGCCCCGGUGGCAGUCUUGCAGGGCCACAGUGGAUCCAUUACCUCUUUACAGUUUUCUCCGUUUGCCAAGGGCUCGAAAAGGUACAUGGUUUCCACAGGAACUGAUGCUACUGUCUGCUUCUGGCAGUGGGACGUCAUUAACACCAGUUUCAGCGAUCGUCCACAGAAGUUCACAGAAAGGCCGCGGCCUGGUGUUCAGAUGGUGUGCUCCUCGUUCAGCCCCGGUGGGGUGUUCCUGGCUACGGGCAGCACCGAUGAUGUCAUCAGGAUUUAUUAUUUGGGCAGUGGGAGUCCGGAGAAGAUAGCAGAGCUCGAUUCACACACGGACAAAGUGGACAGUAUCCAGUUUUGUAAUACAGGAGAGAGGUUUGUGAGUGGAAGUUGUGACGGCACGGCUCGUAUCUGGCGCCUCCAUCAGAAGCACCAGUGGAGGAGUAUUUUACUGGACAUGUCCGCUACGCUGCCAGGCUCUGGGCCAACAACAGAAGAAGAGAACUUCUUCAAACCCAAGGUUACCAUGGUGUCAUGGGAUCGCCACGACAACACGGUCAUCACUGCUGUCAACAAUCAUCUCCUCAAAGUGUGGAACUCCUACACAGGGCAGCUGCUGCACAUCUUAAAGGGUCACGAGGCUGAAGUGUUCGUGCUGGAGCCUCAUCCGUACGACCCCCGAGUCAUGCUUUCUGCAGGGCAUGAUGGGAACGUUUUCAUAUGGGACCUUGUGAAAGGCACCAAGAUUCAGCAUUACUUUAACAUGAUUGAAGGUCAGGGACACGGUGCUGUGUUUGACUGCAAGUUCACCCCCGACGGUCAUCGCUUCGCCUGCACGGACUCUCACGGUCAUCUGGUGAUUUUUGGAUUCGGGAGUUCCAAGCCUUACGAAAAGCUUCCAGAUCAGGUGUUUUUUCACACGGACUACCGGCCGUUGAUCAGAGACUCCAACGGGUUCGUGCUGGACGAGCAGACCCAACAGGCUCCUCACCUCAUGCCUCCCCCCUUCCUGGUCGAUGUGGACGGGAACCCUCAUCCCCCCCGAUAUCAGAGGCUGGUGCCUGGCAGGGAGAACUUCGCAGAUGAACACCUGGUUCCUCAGCUGGGCUAUGUUGCGACGAGUGACGGCGAGGUGGUGGAGCAGGUGAUCAGUCAGCAGCCGGCUGAGAGUGAGGAUCCUCAGGCACGCCGCAGUGUUCUGGACGACGCUAUCCGCCAACUCCAGGAACAACAGGACCGGCAGGCUGGAGGACCUGCUGUACCCGCCGCGAUAGGAGCACCAGGAACCCCCAGGAGAGUGUCUCUGAGUGAGCGUAUGGAGGUUCAGUCUCCUCCUAAUGUGGGGCUCCGGCGCAGCGGGCAGGUGGAGGGAGUGCGGCAGAUGCAUCAGAACGCCCCCCGCAGUCAGAUGGCCACAGAGCGGGACCUGCAGGCCUGGCGAAGGAGGGUGGUGGUGCCUGAACUCACUCGCAGUGCGUACAGGUCUCAGGACUCUUACAGGAUAGCGAAGGGCGAGGAGGAGAUCACACUGUACAACACUAAAAAACGCAGAAUAACCCACAGCACCUUUAGGGAUGACUCUGAUGAUGAGGGAUUGUGCACUAAGCGAACGCCGUCUCGUAAACGCCGCAGACGGCUGGAGAGCAGAGACAGCGUGGAGGAGUUUGUAGAGCACUCCUGUGAGGAGGGAGAGGAGACCGCGUCCUCUGAGAAUAAUGAGAUGGAAGGCAGUGAGAUGGAUUCUUCGAAUGAAGAAGAAGAGGAGGAGGAAGAAGAGGAGUGGAGAAGUGACAGUUCAAGCCACUCCUCCAGUGAGUACUCGGACUGGACAGCCGACGCUGGAAUCACAGUCAAUCCGGGCCUGUCCUCCCGAAGACGUGCUCGCAGACAAAUCAGCAGUUCUGAUGAUGAUGAGGAUGAGGAAGAGGAGGAGGAAGAGGAAGACAACACAGCCGAGGAGGAGCAAACAGAGCAAACGCAGGAUGAAGAAGUGCAGUCGUCUUCACCUCAGAAACAGAAGAAAAAAACGAAAAGCAAAACGCCGAAGUCCCCGAAACCGAGGCCAUCUAUGAACAGAGAGGUGUCCAACGAGUUCCGCCCCUCUGCCUGGAUCACUGACGUCGUUCCUCGGAAAUCGCCCUUCGUCCCACAGAUGGGAGAUGAGGUGAUCUACUUCCGUCAGGGUCAUGAGGCGUACGUGGAGGCCGUGUGCAGGAGUAAUCUGUACCCCAUCAACCUCGACAAGCAGCCGUGGAGGAGGAUGGAGCUGAGAGACCAAGAGUUUGUUAAAAUAACUGGGAUCAAAUACGAGGUGUGCCCUCCGACCCUCUGCUGCUUGAAACUGACGCUGAUCGACCCUGGAACAAGCAGAAUAACAGACAAGUCCUUCUCUGUGAAGUAUCAUGAUAUGCCGGAUGUCAUUGACUUCCUCGUUCUCCGCCAAAGUUACGACGAGGCGCGCUACAGAGUCUGGACACCAAAUGAUCGUUUCCGGUCGGUGAUUGAUGACGCGUGGUGGUUUGGGACCAUAGUCUGUCAGGAGCCAUAUCAGCCUGAGUACCCCGACAGCCAUUUCCAGUGUUUUAAAGUCAAGUGGGACAACGGAGAGACAGAGAAGCUCAGCCCUUGGGACAUCGAGGCCAUUCCAGAAGAUGCCCAGCAGCCGGAGUCGGAGGGUGCAGGAGUGCCGGUCACUAUCGAGGAGAUGAACGACAUCCUGUACAAGCCUCGAGAGGGGGAGUGGGGGGUGAGGAGUCGAGAGGAGGAGAGCGCUCGGAUCAUAGCAGGAAUAGAUCAGCUCAUCACAGUGGAUAUCGCUGCCCCCUUCUCUGGCCCGGUGGACCUGACUCAGUAUCCUACGUACUGUACUGUAAUAGCCUACCCCACUGACCUGGGCACCAUCCGCAUGAGACUGAAGCACAAUUUUUACAGGAGAGUUUCUGCACUAAUUUGGGACAUAAGGUAUAUUUUUCACAACGCGAGGACCUUCAAUGAGCCACGGAGCAAGAUUGCACAGUCAGCGAAACUCAUUACAGAUGUUCUCCUAAAGUUUAUUAGCAAAACACAGUGUAUGGACAUUAUGGAGAUCUACAAUGCAGUUGAAAAUAUGGAGUACACAGAGGACGAGGAGCUGGAAGAUGUUGAUGCACCUGGCACCUCUGCUGGACGAAGAUCACACCAGCCUUCAGUAGAAGUGGUGCAAGAUAGAGACGCCUGGAAAGACGCAUGCAAGCAGCUUCUGGACUACAUGUUCGAGUGUGAGGACUCCGAGCCCUUCCGUCAGCCUGUGGACCAGAACGAGUAUCCAGACUAUUCGAAUAUCAUAGAUACUCCCAUGGAUCUGGAAACCGUCCGGAGAACCCUUGAAGAAGACCACUAUGAAAACCCCACAGACUUAUGCAAAGACACCAGGCUCAUUUUUGCUAACGCUAAAGCCUACACGCCAAACAAACGCUCCAAGAUUUACAGUAUGACUCUGCGACUGUCUGCGUUAUUUGAAGAGCGCAUUCGAAAGAUCAUAUCUGACUACAGGACUGCAGUGAAGAGCAGCUUGAGGCUGCGCCGCAGUCAGAGGUUCAGAAAGAGGCUCCAGCAGCAGGAACCCACUGUUCCUGUCACCAGGCUGGAAUCCACCAGUCAGAAGAGAGCUGCUGUUAAAACUCAGGAACAAGUGGCUCCGCCUACAAUCAAAUCUACCUCAGCCAAAGUGUCUGCACCGGAGCGCAGCCGGAGGAAGAGGAAGAGGCGCAGAUCCACCUACACAUCAGCAGAUGAUUACUCUGAGGGCUCCAAUAAGAGCGCAUCGUCUACAUCAGACUCUGAUAGUGAAGCGUCUGUCAGUGAGCUGGAUGACAAUAAAAGCCCUUCAUCAUCUCGUCAGUUCAGACGGGAGACAAGAGCGACGAGGAGAGCCAUGCAGAGCAGGGAGUCUAAGAGGAAGCAGGUCACUGAGAGCAGGAGUGAGGAGGAGGAUGAUGGUGAAGAUUCUGAUAAAUCCAGCUCAUUAGAGCGACUUCAGUCGAGCAGGAGCAAGAACAGGACCACGCGACUAACCAGGAACUCUGCUGCUGACCGCAGGAAGACGGAGAGCGGUGCUGAGGUAAAUGGUCUGAGCAGAUCGUCUCGUGUGGAGCGCAGGAGAGCGCGGCGCAGUAGUGGUUCUGAUGAACCUUCAGACAGAGAAGAGAACUCGCCGGCCCGGAGGCCGAGAAGAACUGCAGUGGCUGCGGUCAGUAAAAUGAAGCUGAUGGAUGCCUCAGAGGAAGAUGACGGUUCUGAGCAGGAGGGCCGUGUGAGGAGUGGCGGCCGGCAGCCCCCUCGCACCAGCAAACGUGCCACGGUCAUCCAGAGCAGCUCAGAGUCUGAGGAGCACGACCAAAAAGAGUCGAAUAACAGUGAAGAUUCAGCCAGUGAGGAGGAGAAGAGCGAGGAGGCCAGCGCGGACAGUGACUUCUCUCCUUCACAGCAGAAUGGCGAGAGUAAAAGAGCCAGCCGGCGAUCAUCUAGGAGGGCUGUCCUGGAAGAAGAUGAUUCUCCUCAAGUCAACGGGCACAGCAAACACCUCGACCGAGAGGAGAGUGAAGAAAACGAUGGAGGAGAAAGUCCAAAUGAAAGCGCACAUGAGGAGGAGGAGGAAGAGGAGGAGGAGGAUUCCAUCAGCAGAAGGAAGGUGGUCAGGAAGACCACAAGAGCUGCGGUCAGUAAAAUAAAACAACUUGACGACAGCGAAGUGGAAGAAGAAGCGAAUCGCUCCAGAACCAGACGACAGAGGAAUCCUCCAUGUGAGCAGGAGACCUCCAAAAGCUCCGAUGAGGAGGCUCCAAAGGCUGAGAAGCACCCUCAUCAGAAUGGACGGAAGGUGAACAAACAGGACCUUAAAUACUCAGAGAAAACGAGUAAAACAACUUUAAAAAGCCACGAACCAGCAUCUGCCUCAAAAGCACGCGCAAUCCCCGCAGCCACAGCAGCAUUAAAGUCAGGUGCUCACAAAUCAGGAGAACUGAGCAGAGUCUCAAAACGCUCUGGUGCUUCAAGAAGAAAAAUCAAGUCAGAAGAUGAAGAUGAUGUGAACAGAGAGAAUGGGAGCAGCAGUGGAGAUGAGGCAAUCGCGAAAAAAAACAAAUUAAAGACAAAGUCUGAGGGUUUGGAUGGCAGGUCCAAUUCUUCUGACUCUGAAAGUGAGGAGGUCCCGAACUGGAGAAGCAAGAAGAAAAAGAAGAAGAAUGAGGCUGCUUCUUCCGAAGAAUGGCAGCAGAGUGAGGAAUCAGAGCUGGAGGAGAAACCCAGGAGGAGACCUACCCUGAGAGCCCUCCCCAAGAAGAAGUACAUCGUGGACUCUGAAGAUGAUGAUGAUCAACCAGUGAAUGGGAAGAGCAGUGCUGGCUCCGUUAAAGAGCCCUCAGGAGGCUCCAAGAGGAAACGUGUCAGGAGUUUGGAUUCUGAAGAUGAAGGAGAAGAUAAAGGCGGGACCAGUGAUGAUGAAAGCGAGAGUGAGAAACGUUCUGGAAAAAGCCGAAAGUCCUCCAAGCACUUCAAACCAGGUUCGGAGUCCGAAAGUGAUUCUUUAUGUAGAAGGAAAGCGCAGAACGGUCCUUUGCGCAGGCAGCACCGUCCGUCGGACGAGGAGCUCUCAGGCAGACGAGGAAAGCGGAGAAAUCUGAAACGGAAGCGCGACAAAAGCUACAGCAGCAGCAGCAACAGCGACGGCGGGAUGAGCUCGGACAGCCAGGAGUCGAGCGAGGAGUCCAGCUCAGGGUCACAGAGCAAUUCAAAGAGACACGCCACGACGAGGCUGAGGAACCGCAAACGAGGCGCUGGACGUCACAGUUCAGACAGCGACACCUCCUACGGGAAUGCCAGGAAAAUUCGGACCAGAAAUUUAGGCAAACGGACCGUGUGUUACCGAGACAGCGAAUGAAGACUGCGGAAAACAUCUCAGCAAGUGAAAACGUCGUCAAUGAAUUUGAUAUAUUUAAUAUUUCUCUUUGUGAGAGAGCUGUAAGAAUAUCAUAGGGUUAUUUAGCCAGAAGCGUUGUAUCACACUCUUAAAAAAGAAAAUGGUUCUUUAUAGAACCAUGGACACUCAAAGAACCCUUUGCAUUAUAAAAAGGUUCUUUGCAUGGUGAAAUGGUUCUUCAGAGUGCUGUAGAUGGUUUUAUAUAGAACCUUUUUGGCAAGGGUUCUAUAUAGCACCAAAAAGUGUUCUGCUAUUGCUUCUACGUCAAGCUGUAACAGUAGAAGACCCCUAUCUGGAACCCUUUGUAGAAACAUCUACAGCACAUUCUCCAUCUAUCUGAAAAACCUUUUGUGAUGCAAAGAACCCUUUACUCAUACAAAGAGUUCUUUGUGUCUUCAUGGUUCUAUAAAGAACCGUUUUCUUUACAAAAGAACCUUUGAAGAACCAUCUUUUUGAAGUGUGUAGUUUUAAGUCAAUUUAUUUUGAGAAAGUAUCUAAAGUUAUGAUGCGGUCGUCACCUUCUGGUUAGCACAACAAUCGCUCCUUCUUCUCCAUUCAGGCGUUCUCUCUUUACGAGAGAACUUUGGGUUCUCAGAUGGGCUCCUUCCUUCACAGGUGCUUUGCUGAUUUAAGCCCCGCAAACACCUCAGAAGGGUAUGACUGCAGAACCAGCAUCCUGUGGUCCCUUACAUAAAACAUCUGUAGUGGAAAAUGGGUUAAAAUCCAUAAUUGUAGCUGAAUUUUAGGCACAAAGCAAAAUUAAUUUACAGCUUUAAAUUUAUACCUUAAGCAUUUAACUUACGUACUUAAUAUUUUAUGUUUCUUCAGUGAAAUUGUCUUAUUGUGUUGGCAGUUUGCUUGCGUUGAGCAUUAAAUGAUGGGCGGUAUGUUGUGGAAAACUGUUAUCUUCUACUCUUAACACUUAUACCUGAUAAAAUGAUUUAAAACAAGUAAAAAUGUGUAGAAAUAGGUUAUACAAUCCUACAAUAUUCUUGCAUCAGUCUCAGAAGGAGAAAUAUUAGAUUCAUCAAAUACAUUUCUGAUUUCACUCGCGGAGUUGUGGUCUUUUUGAGGUGAAGGACCGAUUGGACUGUCUGGGAGAUGAACUGAAGACCUUGAAGACGACUUGAUUGUCCCAGAUAUAAAGAAGAGUAGCAGCACUGGAUUCUCCUCUACAUACUGUGAAUCAGUUUCAGGGAUAUUUAUACUUUCUGUUGGGAAAAAAAAAAAACAAGAUUUCUGUAUAGAUGCUACUGGUUUGGCUGCUCAAACCAGCCCCGUUGUGUUUGUUUUCUGUAAUUUGGCCAACAGGAAUGACUUAUUUAGUGGAGCAUUGUCUGCUUGGGUGCUAUCUUUAAUAUACCUCCUGCUUAAAUUGAGCAUAUUUUGCUGGCUUGCACUAAAACGGCACACUGUACUGAGGUAUUUCUACACUAGAUCUGCAUUAGAAACUCAGGGGUCAACUACGUUUACCAUUUUCACAGACUUAUUUUUCCUUGUUUGUUUGUUUGCUGAGGUCGAGGAUGAGGGUUGUGCGUAACUGUGAUGAGCGUUCUUCCUUGAUUAUUGACACUCCUUGAAAAAGCCACAUGAAUUGCAUUCUGUUCUUGUUUAAGGGAUUUUUUGAGCCGAUGACGUUCAACGUUUCCUAUUUUUUUCUAUUUGAGUUAGGCUGUACAUACAAAAUAUGAAUUCUUUUUCUUUCCAGAGUUUUCUGAGAAUCACUUUGUAGCAAAAGCUUUGCAUAUUUAAAUUUGUCGAGUAUUAUUUUGUAUGAAACUGAAAGCGUUGUCUUGCCAUAUUGUAUGAAUUGGUACAUAUUUGCUAAGUACGGGGAAUCAAAUCAGUACUUGCUGCAAAAAUAGUGUGAUUUCUCAUAUUGGGAAGACGUUUUAGUGAUCUGUUUAUGUACUUUUCAGUAUUAAUUCAUUUUCCCACUUUAACUUAUGAACGGUGAGUGACUUUUGUACCCGUCUGAUUGACUUCAGUAGUGUUGGAGCUGAUGAAAGCUGUCCUGACAUUUUUUCUUAAUGUCUUUCUUUUGCAUAAAGCGACUCUUUAAUGCCAGUUUCUCUGAUGUGGAGUCUGACGGAUGCUGAAGUGAGAGCUGGUUGAGUUUAUGAUGAAUAAAAUAGCCUGCAGUUUAACGGCAGAACUGA
Messenger RNA from Colossoma macropomum (tambaqui), 9030 nucleotides. It is a transcript of the gene brwd1, whose product is annotated as bromodomain and WD repeat domain containing 1. Bases 158 to 6832 code for a protein of 2224 amino acids. Gene Ontology annotation, cellular component: nucleus. Lineage: Eukaryota; Metazoa; Chordata; Actinopteri; Characiformes; Serrasalmidae. Gene Ontology annotation, molecular function: protein binding. The transcript is spliced from 43 exons. The record is from RefSeq and is a predicted model, not a curated record. Gene Ontology annotation, biological process: regulation of transcription by RNA polymerase II; cytoskeleton organization; regulation of cell shape.